Messenger RNA from Pseudozyma flocculosa PF-1, 1716 nucleotides. RefSeq lists its product as uncharacterized. The transcript has a single exon. The record is from RefSeq and is a predicted model, not a curated record. Bases 1 to 1716 code for a protein of 571 amino acids. NCBI's taxonomy places the organism in Eukaryota, Fungi, Basidiomycota, Ustilaginomycetes, Ustilaginales, Ustilaginaceae.
AUGGACUCGCUCUCCAACCUGCGAAACAGCCUCGACGACGCAGACUACUCUUCAAACAGACCCGAUGGCUCCGAUGCUGCGCGCGGCAGCGGCUCGCCCGACAUUGCCUCGCUCGAGCGCAAGCGGCGCCAGCGCCACCUCGACGACCACGAGCAGGAGCUGACCAAGCAGUUCAAGGCCGCCGCACUCCAGCUCACCACCCUCUACCGCUCCUCGCUCUCGUCCAACACAUCUUCCUACGAAGCCGGCUACCGACAUGCGCUCAGCCACAUCCUCGAGCUCGUCCAGAGGCCACCCGCAGCCGCCGAGGAUCCCGAAGGCCCUCAGCAGCAGCAGCAGCAGCAGCAGCAGCAGUCCGAGGCGCUCGACAGCCUCUCGCCUGAACAGGGCAUCCAACGACUACGAUGGCUGGCAGGCUACCUGCAGAGGAGGAUCGAGGCCAUGAGCACCCAGGACGACGACGACGACGCAGGCGCUUCCAUGCCAUCGAGACCGUCCCCUGCGGCAACGCAGACACAGCAGCAGCGUCAAAGCAGCAGACCAGCUAGGUUCGAGGGCGCCGAUCCCAUCUCCGGCCAGAGGCAUGGCCAGCAGCACUCCGGCGCCCCUUCGCCCUUGGGCAACACGGCAGCGCUUCCAUCACCGCCCGCUUCUUCCGUCAGGUUCGGCUCCCAUCCCGCCAGCUCAUCAAACUCUCCGGCACCUCGUUCGGGGUUCGGCACACCGAUCCCGCCGGCGACUGCUCCCACCGAUAGCGAAGCUGCCCCUGCCGCCAGCGCACGGACGUCGGUACGCCCUGCCUCGAGCGGAAACACGUUUCCAGGUGGUCGGUCAGCCGAAGCAAGCUCUUCUGCAACGGUGUUGAGCGCUCCUUCCACGAAUCCACCCACCCCUUCCAACCUUGGCGGCGGCGGCGGCUCGGCAGGUACGAAGCGCACGCGCGGCGAGAGCAGCACCGGCGGCAUCGUUUCCCACCUCAACGAUGGCGAUGGCAACGAUACGACAGGACGUUCGAGCGCUGCUGCCGAUCUGAACAGCGCCCAUCGGCGUCGUAUCGGAGGCCGUAGGACAGCAUCCGGCCUCGCGGCGGCCUCGUCCUCGUCGGCUUUCGGACCCAGCCACGCUGUGCCCGGUUCCAUCGGUCAUGUCGAAGGACCUUUGCCGGGCCUGCUGCCGCCGUCGCUGCGGUCCGGCAGCUUCGAUUUCAAGCUGCCUCAGUCGGUCGGCGUGCGCAGCGUUGACUUCUCGCACAACGGGAUGGCGGCUGCGGCAGCAGCGGCCACCGCGGCCAAGCUCAACGCUGGGCGGAGGCAAGGCGGCGGUGCAGCUCCAGGGUCGACCAGCACCAAGCGGGGCGGAUCGCACGGGACGGCCGUGUCAAGCGUCCGUCGCGGACGGUCCGGCAGGUUGCGGCUGGCCGGCGGUCUGAGGGCGGGAACGACGGCGCAUGCCUCGACCUCGGGCGAGCACGACAUGGCGACCGACAGCGACGACGACUGGGUCGACGACGACAGCGAGCAGGAGGGUGGCGCAUCGGCCCCAUCCGCAGCGGCGAGCGGUGCCGUUUCCAAUGGCGGCAGGCAUGCGCACUCUCGAGGAGGUGGCCGGGCCAAGCGACGAAGGACGGCGCGUGCGCCAGACGCCUCCAACACUGAGCCCGAUGGCGACGAGGCGCACCGUGGCGGAGACCACGAGGCGGGCGACAUCGACAUGUGA